UGUCUGCAGUCUCUGGUCAUCUCCUGUAUAUGUUCGCAGUCUCUGGUCAUCUCCUGUACUAUGUCUGCAGUCUCUGGUCAUCUCCUGUACUGUGUCCACAGUCUCUGGUCAUAUCCUGUACUGUGUCCACAGUCUCUGGUCAUAUCCUGUACUGUGUCCACAGUCUCUGGUCAUAUCCUGUACUGUGUCCACAGUCUCUGGUCAUAUCCUGUACUGUGUCCGCAGUCUCUGGUCAUCUCCUGUAGUUUGUCCGCAGUCUCUGGUCAUCUCCUGUAGUUUGUCCGCAGUCUCUGGUCAUCUCCUGUAGUAUGUCCGCAGUCUCUGGUCAUC
Messenger RNA from Staurois parvus, 330 nucleotides. NCBI's taxonomy places the organism in Eukaryota, Metazoa, Chordata, Amphibia, Anura, Ranidae. The record is from the annotation of a GenBank genome assembly.